Molecule: messenger RNA, 372 nt
Organism: Linum trigynum
Lineage: Eukaryota; Viridiplantae; Streptophyta; Magnoliopsida; Malpighiales; Linaceae
Source: the annotation of a GenBank genome assembly
AUGGAAUCGAGCUUGCACACAUCGGGAAGAUCUUGGGCAGACCUCUUCGGAGUUGCGGACGAGAAUCGCUUGGUGUACGUUGAACCGGAGAUUGUAGACGGAGGCCUCCGUAUUUCCGCUGAACUUGAAGACGAAGGAAUCGCGCACUGGCAACAUUGUUUAGUAGGGCAGUUCCUAUCUACUUCUCCCACAUUCGUCAAGUCCAAUCUUGGGCGAAUCGUCUUUGGGGCAAGAAAGGUUCAGUUAGCUAGGGUUUCUUGGCUGGGUGAACGUCUGCUUCUAUUUCAGUUCGCGACUGAGGAAACUGCACACUGGGUGUUCUCGAUUGGUCCUUGGCAUAUGAGGAACGAUAUGUGUUACUUGAGGAGAUAA